AUGUCCAGUACAAUAACAUCAAAUACAACCUCUUCUUCUUCAACAGAUACUUCUUCUUCAGAUCAAUCAAUAAGCAAAUUACCACCGCCUUCAGCCUUGUUAAAUUUUGAUAACGUAAUGAAUAAACCUAAUUCACCUAGACAGGUCUAUAUCCUUCCCCCACCUUCUUCCUUACCAGGCUAUCAUCUCCCUCCACCACCACCACCACCACAACAACAACAACAACAACAGCAGCAGCAGCAGCAACAUUAUUACUUACAAACAGAGCAUUCUCCUUCUCCUCCUCCUCCUUCUUAUUAUUCUGGUAUUAAAAGAAAAAAUAAUACUAACUCGGUUAUUACGUCAAAUUAUUCUACAAUAACAACAGCAGCAACAGCAGCAACAAAAACAACGACAACUAAAAAAAGAGCUAAAAAGACUAACACCGCAACAACAAACACCACUAGUAUGACAGAUGACAUUUCUGCCGCUGCUGCCACCCUAGCUUCAUUUGCUUCUAAUAGCUAUGAAUUGGAUUCAAACAAAACAACAACUAUUCCAAAAAAGAGACAUUAUAAAAAAUAUAAUAAAGAAACAGACAUGUUAUCAAAACAACAAGAGAAUCAAGUUUUAGAGGCGGCUAGAAUUUUAGUGGACAUUUCGAGAUGCGUUGUUCGUCAAGUCAGUGUUGCUCAUUAA
Messenger RNA from Cokeromyces recurvatus, 678 nucleotides. RefSeq lists its product as uncharacterized. Lineage: Eukaryota; Fungi; Mucoromycota; Mucoromycetes; Mucorales; Mucoraceae. The record is from RefSeq and is a predicted model, not a curated record. The transcript has 2 exons. Bases 1 to 678 code for a protein of 225 amino acids.